AUGGGUAAGUGCAGUGUGAUGGACAGGGUGAGAGCAGCUGAUCCUCCUUGCAGCUUACUAGGCCUACACAAUCCUCCUGAACUCAGCAAAGAUGGUGAUGUACUGAUUGGUGGUAUCUUUUCCAUUCAUGUGAAAUGGGACCAGGUAACGCAUGUCUUUACAUCUAAGCCCUGGCAACCAAAAUGCAGAAGUUUGAGCCUACGUGAAUUUCAAAAUGCACAAACAAUGUUAUUUGCCAUUGAGGAAAUCAACAACAGAACCGAUCUUCUUCCUGGGGUCGAAUUGGGUUAUAAAAUCUAUGAUUCAUGUGAAUCAAUAGAAAUAACUACAAGAGCCUCCUUGUCCUUAGUUAAUGAAAAUGGAAAAAAUGCAUCUGAAAUCCCUUGUUCCAAACCGGAUACAGUUCAGGCAAUAAUAGGUCAAACAUCUUCCAGCCCGACACUUGCCAUUGCUGCAACUGUGGGACCUUUGAAAAUACCUGUAGUCAGUCACUUGGCAACAUGUGCAUGCCUAAGCAACAAAAAGAAAUAUCCAUCUUUCUUCAGAACUGUUCCCAGUGAUUAUUACCAGAGCAGAGCUCUAGCUAAACUGGUCAGCCAUUUUGGAUGGACAUGGGUGGGAGCUGUGUGCAGUAAUAACGACUAUGGAAACAAUGGCCUAAAUGAAUUUAUCAUUGCAGCCAAAGAAGAGGGAAUCUGUGUUGAAUACUCAAUGCCAUUCUUUAGGACAGAUCCCAGAGAAAAAAUUCUGAAACUAGUUGAGAUUAUCAAGGCUUCAACCUCCAAAGUUAUAGUAGCUUUUGUCUCGUAUUCUGACCUUGGGGUUCUUCUAAAGGAAAUGGCCUUACAGAAUGUGACUGGAUUUCAGUGGAUUGGAAGUGAGUCCUGGAUCUCUUCUAUAAACCCAACCAUUGUACAAUGGCAGCAUCUUCUGAUAGGCUCCAUGGGUUUUGCUAUCCCAAAAGCUCAAAUCAAGGGCCUAAGAGAGUUUCUUACCAAACUAAGCCCAACAUCUCAUGCUAUUUACCAAGAGCUGUGGGAGACAAUAUUCGAAUGUAAGCUUCGCACACAAGAAAAUUCUGAGAUUAAAGAAAUGUGCAAAGGUAAUGAAAGUCUCAGUCAAGUUCAAAAUAUUUUUACAGAUGUUUCAGAAUUACGAAUCGCAAAUAAUGUUUAUAAGGCAGUGUAUGCUGUGGCAUAUGCCCUGCAUAACAUAUAUAGCUGUUCAAAGAAUGAGCAUGGACAAGACAGUUCUUUUGCAUGUGCAAACAUAACAGAUAACAAACCAUGGCAGUUAGUCAAUGAGUUGAAAAAACUCCAUUUUACAGCUACAACUGGAGAGGAAGUGUACUUUAAUGAAAAUGGAGAUCCAGUAGCAAGGUAUGAACUGCUGAAUUGGCAAGAAGACAAAGAUGAUAAAAUAGCGUUUGUUCAAGUGGGCUUUUAUGAUAGCUCUUUGCAAACACAUCUUCAGCUAUCCUUUAACAACAUGACUAUAUCCUGGGCCCAAAACAGUAAUGAGCUGCCAGUCUCUGUGUGUAGUCCAAGUUGUCCCCUGGGUACAAGGAAGGCUGUACAGAAAGGAAGACCAAUCUGCUGCUUUGACUGUAUACCAUGUGCAGAAGGAGAAAUAAGUAAUAUAACAGAUUCUAUAACUUGUAUCACAUGCCCUCCUGAACUGUGGUCUAAUGAAAAGAGAGAUAACUGUGUCUUAAAGUUGGUGGAAUUCCUGUCAUUUGAGGAAAUAAUGGGAAUCAUUCUUGGAUCAUUUUCUUUUUUAGGAGUAGCUUUCACCAUUAGUAUUGCUGUAAUUUUCUUUAAACACAAGGAUACACCAAUUGUUAGAGCAAAUAAUUCUGAACUGAGCUUCUUGCUGCUCUUCUCUCUGACUCUGUGUUUUCUCUGUUCACUUACAUUCAUUGGUCAGCCCUCUGAGUGGUCCUGUAUGUUGCGUCACACAGCGUUUGGAACAACAUUUGUCCUCUGUAUCUCCUGUGUUCUGGGGAAAACUGUAGUGGUGUUAAUGGCCUUCAGGGCUACACUUCCAGGCAGUAAUGUCAUGAAAUGGUUUGGGCCUCUACAGCAGAGACUCAGUGUACUUGCCUUUACUCUUGUACAGGUCAUUAUUUGUGUACUUUGGUUAACAAUAUCUCCUCCUUUCCCAUACAAAAAUAUGAGGUAUUACAAGGAAAAGGUUAUAUUAGAAUGUCAUGUAGGCUCAGUUAUAGGUUUCUGGGCUGUUCUGGGUUAUAUAGGACUUUUGGCUCUUUUAUGUUUUAUCUUGGCUUUUCUGGCCCGGAAGUUGCCUGACAAUUUCAAUGAAGCCAAAUUCAUCACAUUCAGCAUACUUAUAUUCUGUGCAGUUUGGAUCACAUUUAUUCCUGCUUAUGUCAGCUCACCUGGAAAAUUCACUGUAGCUGUAGAGAUAUUUGCUAUUUUAACAUCAAGCUUUGGUUUACUAUUCUGCAUAUUUGUUCCAAAGUGUUAUAUAAUCAUACUGAAACCAGAUAAGAAUACAAAGAAACAAAUGAUGGGUAAAGCAUCUGCUAAAUAA
Molecule: messenger RNA, 2553 nt
Organism: Tachysurus fulvidraco (yellow catfish)
Lineage: Eukaryota; Metazoa; Chordata; Actinopteri; Siluriformes; Bagridae
Product: extracellular calcium-sensing receptor-like
Exons: 7
Coding region: 1-2553 (850 amino acids)
Biological process (GO): G protein-coupled receptor signaling pathway
Cellular component (GO): membrane
Molecular function (GO): G protein-coupled receptor activity
Source: RefSeq, a predicted model, not a curated record